GUUCCUUUGAUAAGGAACAAAAUUAAUUCUGCCAAAAAGUCUAACAUGUUCUAUGAAAGUGUAACUUCACGUUAUGUUACAUACUACUGUGGGCUUUGUGUUCUUAAUAACAAAAAAAACCCUUGUUCUUUCCCUUCCUCCUUCCCCACUUUUGUAGACUUUUUUUUCUUUAGAAGAAAGCCUUUCUUGCUUCACUUUGUGCUGUGCUUCUUCCCCUAGGCAAUAAAUGAAUUGUCUCAUACAAGCUUUGGCUUCUGCACACAGCCUUAGAUGCAACUAAUACCAGGAUUGAGGGAUGCUUGGAAAACCGAUAAAUUUGUUUUGUUAAUGGCAUGUUUUGUACAUUGUUUUUUUUAACCCACUAGUUUCUGCAUGGAUGUGUAAUAAUGGCUCUUUUGUUUAACAUUAGAUAAGCAUGAGAUCACCGUGGCACAGCUGCAUGUGUAGUCACUCUUGAAGCAAUUGCACACCUAAUUGGCUGACAAUCUUGGCAUUUUUAAAACAAACACAAGCCUUUUAAAGACAGGGGACAUGUUUAUUUACGAAUAGUCAAAUUAACCUGUGGGGUGUCAUCAAUGGAGCCCUCUGGCAGUGAACAGUUGUGCGAUGACCCUGAUCCUGGAGGCAAAUCCCAAGAUCAAGAGACCAAAAAACAACAUGAAUCAGAGCAAAAAUUAUCCAAAAUAACCCAUAAUGCUUUGGAGAACAUUAAUGUGAUUGGUCAAGGCUUGAAGCACCUUUUCCAGCAUCAGCGCAGGAGGUCGUCAGUUUCUCCACAUGAUGUUCAGCAAGUUCAGGCUGAUUUGGAGUCUGACAUGGAUUUGGAAAGCCAAAGCGCCUGCGCUGAAAUUGAUGGUGUCUCCACCCACCCUACAGCUCUGAACCGAGUGCUUCAGCAGAUCAGAGUGCCACCUAAGAUGAAGAGAGGGACGAGCCUGCACAGCAGGCGGGGCAAGACGGAGCCUCCCAAAGGAAGUCCCCAGAUCAGCAGGAGGUCUGCACAAGAUAUGCAAUCAGGUCGUCCCAGAUCGUCGUCCACUACAGAUGCUCCCACGAACUUGUCCGUGACGGAGAUUGCUUCUUCUGUCUGUGUAGGUGGAGAGGAGGCCACAGCAGCAGUGAACUUUGAAGAGAGCCAGUGAUUUUCCAAGUUUAUAUCCAAAUCCAGCAACUUGAGUUAUGAAGCAUGGCAGCCUGUUUUGGUUUAUCAGGUUACAACCUUAGCUCAUUUAGAUCUGAUAUACUUGAUUUUAAACAUGCUUGCUUACUUACAAAGCGCUAUUGUAAGUGAUGUCUCAGUGUACGUGCAGGAAGGGAGGCUGUUCUGAAAGUGCUCACAUUUUCCUUUAGUAGUGGCCCUUGCAUCUCUGUGAUACGUGUGCAGUGUGAGAACCCUUUGUCACGAGGCUGAGGAAGGCUGUGGAAAUGAAGUUGAUGCACCUCAGCAUGGCCCCUCUUUAUCUCAUCACCCGAAGUGUGUCUGCUGCUUUCAGACUUGCACCUCACACUCUGCCCUUAACCUGAGACAACCUCUGCGCUAAUUUGGGAUUGCUUCCUGACACCCAUCCUGAAAAGCAUAGGUGGACUUUGAGAUAAAAUCCUAACAAACCCUUCAGGAGUGCUGACAACAUUUGUUGGCAUGUCUCUGAGCUUUGAUGUUUUAGUAAUGUUAGUAUCUGUGUAGGCCCAUGUAGAAUUGGGAAAGAAAAGAGUGAGCAAGGGGGGGAAUCUUAAAAUGAGAGCAAGAAUUUUUUAUUUUUAGCAGAACCAACUAAAAGCCAAAGCAAUGGCAAUACUCAGUCAUGAACUUUUUGUAAGCUAGCAGCAAGGGCCUCUAGUCAUACAAGAUUCAGUUUACUUCAGAGAUUUGACAUGCUUGUACACAGACUCAAGCUGAGACAGUACUGGCUCUGGCUUUGCACUUUCUUACACGUGUACAGCUACAAGGUAAAUAUCAGUCUUCAACAUCUGGCUACUUAACAGCAUUCAGUUUCAAAUGCAGUGGGUUGUUAGUGCUCACUCUAUGUAGCAUUCUGCAGUUGUGCUUCUAUAUGUGAUAUUUUUUUUUUUUAAUAAAAGGCUAUGGAGUGAUCAUCUAAAAUGCAUCAUUUCCCCACCCUCGUCCUGAAAUUUUCUUAUAACUUUACAAAAGAUAGAUGUGUGCUUAAGUUGUCAGUCUAUGUUUAACCAGCUUCAGCUAUGACUGAUCAAAGUUGAGUAGUGUCUGGAGGAACAUCUGGCUCUUGCCAAAGGAUGGCGGUGGAAACAGAUACCCUGAAGAUAGUAAAGAAAACCAAAAACUGCCGUGGAUUCCAUACAGUGGCUUUCUGCAGUGUGGAAAAUACCAAAACAAGCAAGAAUUGGUGAAAAUUGUUCUUACUGGCUGUAAAUGACCAAGGAAACCAUACUAGCAGCAUGGAGCUGUGUCUGUGGUUCCUAUCCCAGGCACUGGUGCCGUACAGCAUCUCAUAUCUUAGAAAAGUGCUGUCAUAAAAGCCAUGCCUGUUGUAGCCUGCAAGCAGUCUAGAGCUUCAGAGUUGCUUGGUUCUGUUUUCCAUGGGUGUCCAUCAUGAGUGUCCAUGCAGUAGAAAUUUUCAAGCUGGGAAGUUUCUGUUGAAUUUGUCGGCUUAUUAUGUCUUUAUUAAUAACUAAAAUCAGUGAGUUAUCUCAGAUAGUGUCAGCUGCCUGGCCAUGAAAACACGAAGGCAUUAAAAAAAAAAGGUGGAACCCAGUUUGUAAUAGAGAAUUCUAUGCAGCAGCUAAUUGCUAGCAUCUCUAGGUCUAGCAGUUUAAAAGUAUUUUCUUGUUCUUCCAUUAUUUUACAAACUUCAUUCAGACAUGCAUGGUUUUAUCAGUUUUUGGUAUAAUCAUAUCAUAGAAUGUCUUGAGUUGGAGGCUCCUUAAAGAUCUAGUAUUCCUGAUGGGGCCCCAAGGUCAGGAAGGACUAGAACAAAGUGCAAAUAAAUGACUGGAAAGGCUUUGUGAUAGACAAAAUACAGUUGAGAUAGGCAAAGUGCAGAAAUGACUGUGGGACUGGAGCUGAAGGAGAGGUGUGCUUGUGUCAGCCCUUCACGCAGCCCGGCCUCGGAUCAGCUGGCUGUGCUCAGGGCUCUGGUGAAGAAAGUCAGGAAUCUGCUCAGCAAGGGUCUGAAAUCAGGAGAGCGCAAUUCAGCCGAUUGUUGAAGCGGUCUUACAAGAGGCAUCGGUGUGUUUGGCAUCUGAGAAGCAAAUGUGGCAUUCAGUUAAUUGCUUUCUCUUUAGCGACUUGUAUUGCAAAACUAGUUACCACACAGUUCAAAUGAUGCAGUUGAUAAAGGGUGUUUAGCAACUUGUGUUGCAAAAGCAGUUACCACACAGUUCAGAUGGAGUCAAUAAAGGGCUAGGUAACAUCUGGAACUGUUGCAGUAAGCUUAAAUGGAGCACAGGGCACGUUAAGCAUGAACUCAGCCCUUACACACUGUCUUUAAGUUAUGAGUGGUGAAGUUUUAGCACAUUGUUACAUCAGGGAAACGGGGUGAAAGCAUUUCAUCCACUGAACCUGCAUUAUUUCGCAAAUCUUAUGAAAUAAGAAUAAGUUCUUCAAAAUACUUGUUAAAUAACACUCUGGUAUUUGUGGGGAGAGUACUCUGCACUAGUAGGUUCAGCUCUUGCCUGUGUGUGCUCUUGCCAGUUGUGUAUGCAGCAAAUCUGUCCUUGAUCUCAUUUCAUAUUAACUUUCUCAUGACUAUGCCAAGUUAUCUUCUUUUUGAUCUCAGUCUCUCAAAAAAGAUCUUUAAAAAAUAAAGCACCACCAAGUUCGCUUUCUUGA
Molecule: messenger RNA, 3808 nt
Organism: Centrocercus urophasianus (Greater sage-grouse)
Lineage: Eukaryota; Metazoa; Chordata; Aves; Galliformes; Phasianidae
Product: transmembrane and coiled-coil domains protein 1-like
Exons: 2
Coding region: 576-1142 (188 amino acids)
Source: RefSeq, a predicted model, not a curated record